AUGGAUGAUGAAGAUGGCUCUCUCUUACCCCUCACUCCGCCAAAUACAAGUGACGCCGAGGACCCCCACGAUGCCGAAGCCAACACUGAAAACUCCGACAACGAAUCCCUCCUAUCCUUCAACUUCGACGCCCCAGCCGCAGACGUCCCCCGCGAAGGCGCCAUCUUCGCAACAUGUGCCCCCACGCCCUCCUCUCGCAUGCCCGAAUCAAUCCGCAACCUGGGCAUCCUCCUCAACAGAAAGCGUCGAGCUGCCGCGCAGAGCGCCAUGCGCGGCGGCGCAACAGCGUGGCUCGAUCAAGAUGACAGCGGCACCUACGACCCGAAACGGAAACGCGCUACUCCCGACGAGCAGCCGCAGAAGAAGGCCAAAAAACGGAAGCGUUCUCCUGUCCUUGACGAAAAUGGGAUUCCGCAGCUGAGGAGAGAGGCGUAUAAGGGUGGCUAUUCCUUGAUGGUUACCUUAACCCUCGAGAGCGAGAAAGGGGUCCAGUAUCUAAGGAGCAUCGCCCCUGGUCCGCUGGAGUCCGGAUCCAGCCGCUCUUCAUCCAAGUCUUCGGAUUCAUCAGCAGACUCGGACCGCGACUCGGGAUACGGCUCCUUCCCCAAGCCGCGCCGUCGGGAGCGGCGCCGCCAGCAGCCGGAACGGCUAGGCGCCCCGUCCUUCCGCGCCGACGGUCUCCGGCUCGAGGACCUGACCGUCGGACACCCGCAACGAAGAGGUUGCAAAGCGUGUUUCGAAGCCGGUGAUGACGGGUGCUCGCUCAUUGGGGAUAUCUCCGGGUUCCCGUGCGAGGCGUGCAGGGAUGCGAGUGUGGAGUGCGAACUGAUUCUGAAGCCGGGGUUGAAGAGGGUCUGUGAGCGGUGCAAGAGGAUGAGGAGAAGUUGCAGCUAUCGUACGGAUGCUGGGCGGGGUGUUGAUUCUUGCAAUCUAUGUGAGGAAGAUGGAGUCAAGUGCUGCGCGGGGCCGAUGAAGGAGAGUUCUUACGCUAGACGGUUUGAGAGGGGUGAGAGGCAGAGGGAGAAUGAGGAAGCGGAGGGGAGGGAGAGGAUGUGGGUUGCUUGCAACCAGUGCCGUGGUGCUGGGAAGCGCUGCUCUAAUAAAGGAAAGACGGAUUGGGGACCUUGCUCUGGAUGCCGGAAGAACAACGAGGAAUGCAAAUUUGUGCUGCCGAGCCAGAGACAGCCAUUGGAGACUGUUGAGCCGUCGCUCCCCAUCCAACCCAAGAAGCGAAACGGCAAGUCGUCGAGAAGAUCGAAGUGGAGGUCUGAGACUCCUGAGGGAAGGAGACUGGGCAGUGGAGGCGAGUUCCCCACGCCGACUCGGAAUUCCCAGACGCUGUUCAACGAAGUUGCAGCCAGGGAAGGCCGCCGAUCCCGUAAGAAAGGACCCCACCACAUCUUCAAAGUCACCUCCUUCUGCCAUCCCAUCAAGUUCAAUUACGAACCUGACCCAAUGGGCAAGAACCCAUGUUCCUUCUGCGACUACCCAACCUUCGGCAUCUGCGGACUGCAAGAAGCCACCGGCCCGAGGACCGUUGAAGGGUUCUACGUGCCCGCAUCCGAAGGCGGCGGUUUCGAGGAGAUCCACAACGGAUACUCCGAAGCGGGCUACACGCAGACGAAAAUGUGCGUCGGCUGCACCUUUGAUCGGAUCCGAAUUAUCGGGUGCCGGAGCCACCGACUGAGGAAGUUGAUUCACGGUGUUGAUAUCGAUCCCCGGGUGUGGGACGAGGAGGCGUGGGCUGCUUCUUGCGAGGCUAUCCAUGCUCAGGACUGGGAGGGCGCGAGGCUGGUCUAUGAGGCGAAGUACUGCAGCGUGUGUCCGGAUCUCGCGCACUUUGCGUGUGGCACGCAAUCAUUCGCUCUUGAUGGUGGGCAGGGAGAGGGGUGUGGAUUGCUGCUCUGCGAGCGCUGCAAGGAUAUGAUGGGGCACUGCUUUAAAGCGGGUAUUUCAGGUGGAAGCGAGAGCUUGGAUGCCGUUAUUGGAGAGGCCGGACGAGCUAAGCUGCUUUAUCCGAAUGGGGUGAGAGCAGACGCGGAGUUCUUGACGAGUGAUGGGGAGUUGAUGGUCAGAGUUGGCCAAGGAAUGGGCUCUGACUUCGACGAAAAAGGCAAAGAUCGGGAUAGCGAUGAAGACAAGGUCGAGGUGGUUAAACCGAGGACGUUGGAUAAAGGCAAAGGCAAGGACAUGAGCUACUUCGCCUCUCCGGGGAUUGACAAAGGAAAGGGGAAGCAGACAACGCCACGCGUCUGGGUCGGCGAUUUCAGCGGAGGCGGUUGGGUGAAUGACGAGGUUGUUGAGACAAAGGCUCCGACGCAGAUGAGUUUCGGGGCAAAGCUCGAAGCUGGUGUUGCUAAAGCGAUGGCGGGUGGAAUGGGUGGAGGGGUGAAGAUGGAAAGGAAGUCAAUUAAGUUCGGGGAUGAGAUUAGGGCGAGUGGGAAGGCGAAGGAGUUGAGUCGGUGGUGGGAUAAAGAUAAAGGGGAGUGGGGCGAGGUUGAGGUGAUAGAGUUGAGUGAUGACGAGGACUAA
Messenger RNA from Hyaloscypha bicolor E, 2532 nucleotides. RefSeq lists its product as uncharacterized. Gene Ontology annotation, molecular function: DNA-binding transcription factor activity, RNA polymerase II-specific; zinc ion binding. Gene Ontology annotation, biological process: regulation of DNA-templated transcription. Bases 1 to 2532 code for a protein of 843 amino acids. NCBI's taxonomy places the organism in Eukaryota, Fungi, Ascomycota, Leotiomycetes, Helotiales, Hyaloscyphaceae. The transcript has 3 exons. The record is from RefSeq and is a predicted model, not a curated record.